Molecule: messenger RNA, 2158 nt
Organism: Ostrinia nubilalis (European corn borer)
Lineage: Eukaryota; Metazoa; Arthropoda; Insecta; Lepidoptera; Crambidae
Gene: Acadvl
Product: very long-chain specific acyl-CoA dehydrogenase, mitochondrial
Exons: 10
Coding region: 221-2071 (616 amino acids)
Molecular function (GO): flavin adenine dinucleotide binding; very-long-chain fatty acyl-CoA dehydrogenase activity; fatty-acyl-CoA binding
Source: RefSeq, a predicted model, not a curated record
UGCUGAUUUUGACGUAUGCAUGCAAUAUGCAUUUUGGUAUUUUCGUGUCGUGAAUGAGAAGUGUGAACAAUUUUAAUAUUAUACAUAAAAAACUAAACAAUAAAUACUAUAUUUUUUGAGAACAGUUUACAAAAUGCAAUGCUAGACGUAGAAUAAACAUUGAAUUGUAUAAUAAUAUUUAUAGUUAUUGUAUUGUUCGAAAGUUUUAUAAUCCUCGAAGAUGAAUAGUGGCAAACUCCUUAUGUGCGCUAGCCGCUGCGUCUCUGGAAAGCUGGUGCCGUUAUACAGCGCGCGCGGGCGGGCGUCGCAGGCGGCGCGCGAGAGCACGUCGUUCACGCUAAACCUGUUCCGCGGGCGCUUCGAGCCCGCGCAGGUGUUCCCCUACCCCGAGCCGCUGUCCGACGACCAGCGCCAGACGCUGCAGGAGCUCGUGCCGCCCGUCGAGAAGUUCUUCCAGGAGGUGAACGACCCCGCCAAGAAUGACGCGGACUCGCAGAUCGAGGAGCACACGCUGGCCGGGCUGUGGGAGCUGGGCGCCUUCGGGCUGCAGGUGCCGGGCGAGCUGGGCGGGCUGGGGCUCAACAACACGCAGUACGCGCGCCUCGUCGAGGUGGUGGGCGCGCACGACCUGGGCGUGGGCAUCACGCUGGGCGCGCACCAGUCCAUCGGCUUCAAGGGCAUCCUGCUGUUCGGCUCGCCCGAGCAGAAGCAGCGCUACCUGCCGCGCGUCACGGGCGGCGAGUACGCCGCCUUCUGCCUCACCGAGCCCUCCUCGGGCUCCGACGCCGGCUCCAUCAAGACGCGCGCCGUGCUGGCGCCGGACGGCGAGCACUUCAUACUCAACGGCUCCAAGAUCUGGAUCAGCAACGGCGGCAUCGCCGAGAUCAUGACCGUCUUCGCGCAGACGCCCAUCGAGAAGGACGGCAAGACCGUCGACAAGGUGACGGCGUUCAUCGUGGAGCGCGGCUUCGGCGGCGUGUCGUCGGGCCCGCCCGAGAACAAGAUGGGCAUCAAGUGCUCCAACACAGCUGAGGUGUACUUCGAGGACGUCAAGGUGCCCAAGCGCUGCGUGCUGGGCGGGCUCGGCAACGGGUUCAAGGUGGCGAUGAACAUCCUGAACAACGGGCGCUUCGGCAUGGCGGCGGCGCUGUCCGGCACGCAGCGCGCCGCCAUCGCGCGCGCCGCCGAGCACGCCGCCACGCGCACGCAGUUCGGCAAGCGCCUCAUCGAGUUCGGCACCGUGCAGGAAAAACUGGCGCGUAUGGCGAUGCUGCAGUACGUGACCGAGUCCAUGGCCUACAUGGUGUCGGGCAACAUGGACUCGGGCGCGCAGGACUACCACCUCGAGGCCGCCAUCUCCAAGGUGUUCGCGUCGGACGCGGGCUGGGCGGUGGUGGACGAGGCCAUCCAGAUCCUGGGCGGCAUGGGCUACAUGAAGGCCACGGGGCUGGAGCGCGUGCUGCGCGACCUGCGCAUCUUCCGCAUCUUCGAGGGCACCAACGACAUCCUGCGGCUGUUCGUCGCGCUCACGGGCAUCCAGUUCGCGGGCUCGCACCUGCAGGAGCUGCAGCGCGCCUUCAAGAACCCCGCGGCGAACCUCGGGCUCAUCUUCAGCGAGGCGGGCCGCCGCGCCUCCGCCGCCGUGGGGCUGGCGCGCGCGCCCGACGUCGGCGCGCACGUGGCCGAGCCGCUGCGCGCGCACGCCGCCGAGCUGGCGCGCCUCGUGGCCGAGAGCGGCCGCGCGGUCGAGGCCGUGCUCGUGGCGCACGGCCGCGGCGUCGUGGACCGCCAGUUCCAGCUGAACCGCCUCGCCGCCGCCGCCAUCGACGCCUACAGCGCCGCCGUGGUGCUGUCCCGCGCGUCGCGCGCGCACCGCCUGGCGCUGCCGUCGGCGGCGCACGAGGCGCGGCUGGCGGCGGCGUGGGCCGAGGAGGCGGCGGCGCGCAUCCCGGCGCUGCUGGCGGCGGCGCGCGCGCCCAAGGACCUGCGCCGCUACGACCUGCUGGCGCGCAUCGGCGCCGACGUGGCGGCCGCCGGCGGCCAGCCCGUGCCCAACCCGCUCAACCUGUGACACCCGCCGCCUCCGCCGUGUACAUACUAGACUAAUUGAUGAGAUCUAUAUUUAUUAUUUACGCUGAUAGAAUAUUUUUAUAGCACA